This is a messenger RNA of Lottia gigantea (owl limpet), 810 nucleotides long. RefSeq lists its product as hypothetical. The coding region runs from base 1 to 810 and encodes 269 amino acids. The transcript has a single exon. The record is from RefSeq and is a predicted model, not a curated record. NCBI's taxonomy places the organism in Eukaryota, Metazoa, Mollusca, Gastropoda, Lottiidae.
AUGCAAGGCCAACCAGCGUUUACCUUGAAACGCAAAGUCUCUGAGUUGGAUAGUUUUAUAUGUCCAGCAAUGAAAACAUCAGAUGUGGACGCUAAUAUUAGAUCCCUCAAUCGGACAUGGCUCUGUAAGUUUACGCAGGUCCUGAUCGACCAUUACCAAACCACACUUCAAGAGAAGCUGACCACCAUUCGUACCAAGUCUCUAUCAACACCUGCCGUCGACCGCAUAGUUUCUCAUGCCCUGUCCUGGGCCCGUCGCUCCUAUGGAAAACGUCUCACUCAAGCUGUAAUCACCAAAUUCUACCAAACAAUCAACGAAACAAAAACCAGAGUAACCAUAUCUCUACCAACUGAAAUGGACACUACACCUGUACCAUCUAGAGCCACCACGCUGCCGAACCAAACCCCUAAACGAGCCCGAUGUUCACCUACUCCUAGUCCAGCAGACAUAGGUAAACGCUCUCGUAGAGAGGGCACUCCCCUUCUCUUUUCACUUUCAGACUCGUCUUCCCCUUCCACACCAUCUGAAUCUUCACCGCGUGAUCCAGGAUCCGCCAACCUUUCUUCCUUCUGUGCGUUUUUGGACCAGCAAACCACCCCUCAGUCUCCAUCCAAGUCGAAACGUGUAUCCAGACCUCAGUCCGUUCCCAAUGCUACAAUUCUAACAACUACCAAACCAGCACCAAUCACACCGUCGACAACCAUUAUAUCCGCUACCAAACCAUAUUAUCACCAAACCAAGGACAAAUCUACCUUAAUUAUUGGAUCAUCUAACCUGAAUCGAAUUACCAAAAACCAGUUCAGACACUGA